UCCAGCAGCCAAUUGGGCGGAACUCGCCGCAGCCCACCAGGGCCACCGGAGCCCGUUUCCUCCAUCUCGCCUCAGCCUCCUCUCUUCCGAUCGACCAGUCCGCAAUCAAUCGAAGCUCGUGAUGGGCUUCUCUUCAAGGGCUCCUCGUGAGAACUAACCGUUUUUGAGUGGAUCUGGAGGUGAACUCGCUAUGAAUCCGAGGAUGAACGAUCACCGUGAAUGGGCCUGAUAGAACGUUUCAGAUAUAUUUUGGUCCAUCCGAUCAGUGCACUCCGUGACUUAUGCUCAGAGUGGUGUUCAGAAUGAAGUUGCAAUUUUCAUGAUCGAGUGCCGGAACUAGGGUUCAUGGCUCCCAGAUUCAUUUAUCUUUCGUUCUGUUUCCUGUCAAUCUCAGCUGUAUUGGAGAUUUCUGGAGUUCACGGAUCCGGAAUCUAUCCGGUAGUGGUAAGCACAUGGCCAUUUCGAGAGGCGGUGCGAGCAGCCUGGAGAUCCGUCAAUGACUAUGGUUCGUCGGCUGUCACUGCCGUGGUGGAAGGCUGCUCCGCCUGCGAGGAGCUGCGCUGUGAUGGCACAGUUGGGCCUGGUGGCAGUCCAGAUGAGAAUGGAGAAACUACAUUAGAUGCUCUUGUUAUGGAUGGGACCACUAUGGAGGUUGGAGCUGUGGCUGCUAUGAGAUUCGUGAAGGAUGCCAUAAAAGCUGCGAAGUUGGUCAUGGAUUUUACAGAACACACAUUGCUGGUUGGAGAGAAAGCCUCCAUCUUUGCAAUGUCCAUGGGCCUUUCUGGUCCAACUAAUCUUAGUUCUGCCGAAUCAAUUGAGAAAUGGGUUAAGUGGAAGAAGGAGAAUUGCCAACCUAACUUCAGGAAAAAUGUCAUUCCUGCAAAAGGCUGUGGACCUUAUCAUCUUCAUGACAAUGUACUUUCUGUUCGUGAGAGCUCUUGCAAGGUUUCUGAAUUGAAUAAUGGUGAGAGCAAUUGGUUUGGAGAUGGGAAUGAUUUACAUUCCUUUGAAAGACAAUUCAAAUUUGUUAAUCGGCACAAUCAUGACACAAUCUCAAUGGCUGUAAUUGAUAAAAUGGGGCAUAUUGCUGUUGGGACAUCAACAAAUGGAGCUACUUUCAAGGUUCCAGGCAGGGUGGGUGAUGGGCCAAUUGCUGGAUCCUCCGCAUAUGCUGAUUCUGAAGUUGGUGCCUGUGGUGCAACUGGAGAUGGGGAUAUUAUGAUGCGUUUUCUUCCUUGCUAUCAGGUAGUUGAGAGCAUGCGACAAGGCAUGGAACCUAAGCAUGCUGCAGUAGAUGCAAUUUCCAGAAUAGCUCACAAGUUUCCCAACUUCGUUGGGGCUGUUGUUGCCGUCGACAAGAAGGGCGUUCAUGCAGGAGCUUGCCAUGGCUGGACAUUUCAAUACUCUGUUAAAAAUUCAAGCAUGGAGGACGUUGAAGUAUUCACAGUAGUACCUUGAAGCAGAGGUGAAUCUGAUGGCAUCAAUGGAGGCUCUAAACUACAAAAUAUUUGUUUGGACAAAAACAAUUUUAUGAAUCCACAAGGAUUUCUAUUCCAUUUUUGCCACAAAUAUUGGCUAAAUUCUAAUAGUUAUACAAACCCUGCUCUGUAUUAUGAUUAUAUAUUCUAUAGGCAUUACAUCUCCAUUUUUGUUUGUCCAA
Messenger RNA from Zingiber officinale, 1660 nucleotides. Its product is annotated as probable isoaspartyl peptidase/L-asparaginase 3. Gene Ontology annotation, molecular function: N4-(beta-N-acetylglucosaminyl)-L-asparaginase activity. Gene Ontology annotation, biological process: protein deglycosylation. The transcript is spliced from 7 exons. NCBI's taxonomy places the organism in Eukaryota, Viridiplantae, Streptophyta, Magnoliopsida, Zingiberales, Zingiberaceae. Bases 346 to 1458 code for a protein of 370 amino acids. The record is from RefSeq and is a predicted model, not a curated record.